This is a messenger RNA of Pseudophryne corroboree (corroboree frog), 612 nucleotides long. RefSeq names its product glucose-6-phosphate isomerase-like. NCBI's taxonomy places the organism in Eukaryota, Metazoa, Chordata, Amphibia, Anura, Myobatrachidae. The transcript has 5 exons. The coding region runs from base 1 to 612 and encodes 203 amino acids. Gene Ontology annotation, cellular component: cytosol. Gene Ontology annotation, biological process: glucose 6-phosphate metabolic process; glycolytic process; gluconeogenesis. The record is from RefSeq and is a predicted model, not a curated record. Gene Ontology annotation, molecular function: carbohydrate derivative binding; glucose-6-phosphate isomerase activity; monosaccharide binding.
AUGUGGAUGGCCGGAAGUGAGAGCCGGCGUAAUGAUGGACUUCCGCCGGAAGACAAUCACUUCUGUACCGCUCCUCCGGAGAACAACAUCCCGGUCAUUCUGGCCAUGCUGGGAGUCUGGUACAUCAACUUCUAUGGGUGCGAGACUCACGCCCUGCUGCCGUAUGACCAGUACAUGCACCGAUUUGCCGCUUACUUCCAGCAGGGAGACAUGGAGUCUAAAGGGAAAUACAUCACAAAGACUGGUGCGCGUGUGAAUUACAGCACUGGGCCUGUUGUGUGGGAAGAGCCUGGAACUAAUGGCCAGCACACGUUCUAUCAGCUCAUACACCAAGGGACCCGAAUAAUCCCUUGUGACUUCCUCAUCCCAAUACAGACUCAGAAUCUCAUCCGGAACGAGCUGCAUCACAAGAUCCUCUUGGCCAACUUCCUGGCACAGACGGAGGCUCUCAUGAAGGGCAUAUUCACAGAAGAAGCCAAGGCAGAACUGCAGGCCUCUGGUCUGAGUGGAGAGGCGCUGGAUAAGUUGCUGCCACACAAGGUAAGUGCCGUAUGCAGCCCAGGACACCCCACUUGCUGGGAUGGGAAAAUAUCUCUAUGUUUACUAACCUAG